Messenger RNA from Laetiporus sulphureus 93-53, 795 nucleotides. RefSeq lists its product as uncharacterized. The transcript has 9 exons. The annotation marks the transcript as partial. Lineage: Eukaryota; Fungi; Basidiomycota; Agaricomycetes; Polyporales; Laetiporaceae. The record is from RefSeq and is a predicted model, not a curated record.
AUCUUGGGGAUGUUCUUUAAUUGGGCUCUGCUAGGCAUGCUCAUCGUGCAAGUCUACAUCUAUUACAUCUGCUUUCCUCGAGAUCGCUUCGCUAUGAAAUGCUUUGUCUACGCCGUGUUGGCCUACGAAAUAGUCCAAACCGGUCUCAUUACAGCUGAUGCAUUUCAUAAUUGGGUGUAUGGCUAUGGUAACAUCAAGGCCCUGGCCACUUUCUACAAUGGCUGGUUCAGUGUCCCUGUCAUGUGCGGCGUGUUAUCAGCGGGGGUUCAAAGUUUUUUUGCGUGGCGCAUCUACAUGCUGUCAAGAGCUCAUGUGCUGGUUGCGGGAAUAGUUAUCAUAUGCAAUAUUCUACAGAUGUCGGCUGCCAUCGCCAGCGGUGUGAAGGCAUGGCUUGCUGGAAGCGCAUUUACGGAUAUAGUCAUUGCUGUCGCCAUGACAUACCUACUGUCACGAUCCAAGAGUGGCGUGAAGCACUCCGACGCCAUGGUCAAUCGACUCAUCACUUUGGUCGUGGAGACUGGCUCCUUGACUGCAACUGUCGCUACAAUCGACUUAAUCCUCUUUACCGUGAAGCCGAACACAUUCCUCCAUAUGUGCCCGUGCUUCACUGUGGUUGUUAGGUAUGCAAACACCCUGCUUAUCAACUUCAACAAUCGGGCCAGGAUGAUGCAAUCCGGAGACGUUAUCUCCAUGUCUACUUUCAAUGCUGCUAGUAACACGAUUUUAUCCGGGUCGGAUUCAAAGCGCAACGACGGCGCCAUCCCAAGCGAUGCGUUCCAUGUGGAUGUUACGUAG